Molecule: messenger RNA, 910 nt
Organism: Papilio xuthus (Asian swallowtail)
Lineage: Eukaryota; Metazoa; Arthropoda; Insecta; Lepidoptera; Papilionidae
Source: RefSeq, a predicted model, not a curated record
UAUUUUUCAUUUUCACUUGAUUGUGAUUUGUGAGUUUGUGACAGUAGUAGUAGCCGCGUGUUGCACCGGUUUUAAUUGUUAUUAAAGAAAUUUUCACACAAGGUAAAAUGUCGAUCCACAUCAAGGACUCUGAGGACCUGAAGACCAGGCUGGCGGAGGCUGGUGAAAAGCUGGUGGUGAUUGACUUCAUGGCCACCUGGUGCGGGCCCUGCAAGAUGAUUGGGCCCAAGCUAGAUGAGAUGGCCACUGAGAUGGCUGACUCUAUUGUUGUGCUGAAGGUGGAUGUCGACGAAUGCGAGGACAUUGCGACCGAGUACAACAUCAAUUCAAUGCCGACCUUUGUUUUCGUAAAGUCUUCUAAGAAACUCGAAGAGUUCUCCGGAGCUAAUGUCGACAAACUCAAGAACACAAUUCUCAAGCACAAGUAAACCGUUGACUAAGGGCUGUACGCCGCUGCCCUGUCCACCCCGGAUACCGCAGCCGGAUUUAAUAUAUACGAUACAUAAAAUAUGAAAAAAAAUAACUAGCACCUAAAGUAACUUUUAUUUCGUCCUCUAUGCAAAAGUUUUUAAUAUGUGUAACUUUUUUUUCUCUUUAAAUAUAUGUCAAUAAGUUAAUUUUGAAAUGCAUUAAAUAAACAUAUGAUUUAAAUACAUAUAUUAUGUAAUUCAUUUUAAUAUCGAUUUUCAGGGUUUAAAUAGACUAAGGUGGUUGUUUUUUUUUCUUUCACAAUUUUUGAAUCUGUGAUUAACCACAAUGUGUCUUAAAGCACGAGAUAAAAUUUAUUUUACGCACGAAAAUUGCAUUUAGAUGCGUACAUGCCCGCAACGGGUGCGCCAUUGUGUACUUUGGUUUUUUAUAUAUGUGUUACACACUAUUGUUACUACAUUAAAGAUUUUGUGAAAAAUAA